Messenger RNA from Musa acuminata subsp. malaccensis (wild Malaysian banana), 1263 nucleotides. RefSeq lists its product as uncharacterized. Gene Ontology annotation, molecular function: RNA binding. Gene Ontology annotation, cellular component: nucleoplasm. NCBI's taxonomy places the organism in Eukaryota, Viridiplantae, Streptophyta, Magnoliopsida, Zingiberales, Musaceae. The record is from RefSeq and is a predicted model, not a curated record.
CAAAUGUCUGGGCAUGGGGAUGAGUUACCGGACUGGUCCACUCCAUCCAACCUUCAUCUCUCAUCUCAAUAAACCAAAAGAACCGCUUCAUUUUGAAGUCUUAACUUCUUUUGUACGCUUGAAUCUGUAGAAUUCCCACCGCAAGCCCUAAAUCUCUCCUCCCCCUCUCCCGCGAUCCACCGGUCUUCUCCCGUCGCUCGUUCCUGCGGUGGCCGCGGAGCCCCCCUGCCCGUGCGGACUUGGGGAUCUAAUUGUUCUCCAUCAGAUCUCCUUUCUUUUGCAAUUAUAAUUACAACGAGAGUCGGAAGGCCGAGUCUCGAAGAGGGGAAGGGAGAAAGUAGCAAAGCGAUGGUGCGCGACAGGGACGAACCCCCGGCCGUCCGCGUCUACACCGUCUGCGACGAAUCCAGAUAUCUGAUCGUGAGAAACGUGCCGGCUUUAGGCUGUGGUGAUGACCUGUCCAGGUUGUUUGGAUCGUAUGGCGAGAUAGAAGAGUGUAAACCCAUGGAUGCAGAAGAUUGUGAUCCUUUCACUGAUGUUUAUUGGAUCAAAUUCUCACAGGUCAGCAAUGCAAGGUUUGCAAAGCGGAAACUGGAUGAAUCCGUAUUUCUAGGUAACCUUUUGAAGGUGUCAUAUGCACCUCAGUUUGAGAGUGUUUUGGAUGUCAAGGAGAAACUUGAGGGCAGGACAAGGGAAGUUCUUGGGCGAAUAAAAUCUGCAAAUGUAAGAACGGAAGGAUCAAAGUCUCAAAUUUCCAGUAACUCCACCAUUAUCGGGUCUUCUUGCCAACAUUGGCUUGAUCCUGCUCCAUCGGCAUCAAGUAAUUCAGAGCUGCAGGGAAGGCAAAGAGAAUUUGCUAGAGGGGGCCAAAUAUCUCAUGUUGGCAAUGCUCCUCUAAGCCAUGUUUCCUCUAACAAGGAAUACUUUCCAACACCAUCUAUGAACGAGACUGUUAGGUUGGUCAGAGAGAAGCUUGAUAAGAUACAAUCUCGCAGCGGGAAUACAGAUACUGCAUCAGCAUCCAAAAGAGCAAAGGUAGACAACAGAAGAAGAAUAUAAUGUACAGAGCCCACUGAUCGUAUGCCGCCAAGUCAUCUUCUUAAAUGCCUGGUUGCUUAUUUUACUGUUUGUUCAAUGUAGGUGAUCCAUCACCUCCUUGUGUGAUGGUAAUUUUUUUUGGAUCACUAUUUUGGGGAUUGUCCCUAAUAUCUGGUAAAAAAACAAAAAGAAAAUAUAUCAUGAGGGCUUAGUUGGAAAUUUUAA